CGUAACUGAGUGUUUGAUUUAUCGUACAAAUGGCAUCGGAAGAAUUUAAACAGCAGGCAGGCCUGCCGCCCAAGCUUGACCUCGCCACGGUCAGGUACUAUCUCAAAACACGGUUCACCACCUUACUUCCUUCUCGCGAGCAGAUGCGUGUUAAUAGACUGAAUAUCAACCCGUUCGGUCCUUUAAGCCAGCUUACAAAAAGAAACUGGGCCUUUAUCGGCGUGGCCAUCUGUACCUGGACAUGGGACUCUGUUGACUUUUUUAUCGUCUCCUUAAACGCUAGUACUAUCGCUAAGGAUUUGGAGGUUUCUGUGAAAGACGUUACCUGGGGUCUUACCCUCGUGCUUAUGGUUAGAUCGGUAGGGGCUAUUGGCUUUGGUAUCUGGGGCGAUAGAAAGGGUAACAAGUACCCUUUGAUCGCAUGCAUGGCACUUUUGAGCAUUAUCCAGAUUGGGUCUGGGUUUGUAACGACAUACAAACAGUUUUUGGGUGUUCGGGCUAUUUUUGGUGUUGCAAUGGGUGGUGUUUACGGAAAUGCAGCCAGCUGUGCCCUUGAUGACUGCCCUGCUGCCGCCAAAGGUAUCGUCUCUGGUAUGUUCCAGGAAGCGUACAUGUUUGGAUAUCUCGUUGCUGUAUUGUUCCAAAGAGCGAUUGCCGUGAAUUCUCCCUAUGGAUGGAGAGCCUUGUUUUGGUUCAGUGCCGGUCCCCCCGUUUUAUUCAUUGCUUGGAGAUUCUGGUUACCUCAGACUGACGACUUUCUCAAAAAGAAGGAAAUUGAGGCCAACGAGGGCGUGGAAGGAUCUAUAGCUUUCAGGUAUGCAAAGGAAACGUUCAAAAACCACUGGUUGAUGUUUAUUUACUUGGUGGUGUUGUUAGCAGCGUUCAACUUCGGUUCCCACGGAUCCCAGGAUUUGUAUCCCACGUUGUUGACCAAACAGCUUGGUUACGGUAAUGAUCGUUCCACGGUGACCAAUUCCCCGGGGGGGGUAUUUUUCGGACAUGCUUCCACCUUUAUUGGUCGCCGCCUCACAGUAUUGAUCGCGUGUGUCUUGGGUGGUACAGUGAUCUAUCCGUGGGCUUAUGCGAGGGAUUCUGGUAUCAACGCUGGUGUGUUUUUCUUACAGUUUUGCAUUUCAGGUGCGUGGGGUGUCGUUCCUGUUCAUCUUUCGUCCUUAGCCGACCCUAAAUGGAGAUCUCUCAUUGUGGGGACGUCUUAUCAGUUGGGUAACUUGGCCUCCUCUGGGUCGUCUACGAUCCAGGCUACCAUCGGCGAGCGGUUCCCGUUGUACGACGCAAACGGCGUUCAAAGACCAGGGGUGUACGACUAUUCCAAGGUGAUGGCCAUUUUCAUGGGCUGUGUUUUCGCAUUUCUUAUGAUUGUCAUGUUUUUGGGUCCUGAGAAAAAGGACGAAGGUGAGGGGAGUAUGAUUACUGAUGACGAGUCACUGGUUGGUUCUGAAAAUACUGAUAACAAAGUGACAGCACUCGAAGUACUGUCUUCCGCUUUGUAGCCUACACAUGUAAUACGGUUUGUAUUAUAUCGGGGCGCCUAGCGUGUUCUGGUAUCGCCAUUAGUACUAUUUUUUGAAAGCAAAGAGUACUUGCCAAAGAAAUAUCUCUUGCCAAUAUCGCUAAUGUAAUAGCCAUCGGUCGGGCUUAACCUGACUUCGUGGAUAAAAAAAACCAGCUUUACCUCUAGCAAGACUUCAAUAAAGGUAAGGUUUACCAUAUAUUGUAUUUCAAGUGAAUGAUGAUGGGACAUUACACGGUCGGAGUCAAUUGCCGUGGGCCAUAGAGCGAACCUUAAGUUAUACACCCUCAUUGCAAUUUCCACUGUACAUCCGUUCUCCAAAUAGCACUACGAUAUGAACCAUGGACAAACUUGUUGGAUAAACAUAUUUAAC
Babjeviella inositovora NRRL Y-12698 is the source of this 1904-nucleotide messenger RNA. RefSeq lists its product as uncharacterized. The transcript has 2 exons. Lineage: Eukaryota; Fungi; Ascomycota; Pichiomycetes; Serinales. The record is from RefSeq and is a predicted model, not a curated record. Bases 30 to 1511 code for a protein of 493 amino acids. Gene Ontology annotation, molecular function: secondary active monocarboxylate transmembrane transporter activity. Gene Ontology annotation, cellular component: plasma membrane. Gene Ontology annotation, biological process: plasma membrane lactate transport.